CGAAAGCUCCAGUUAUAAAAGCCUCCCUCCUCCUGCGAGCGAAGGGACAGCAGACUUUGGGGUAAAAGAGAAUCCUGCCUGACAAGCACCACUGAUGGGAAAGAUGUCCUUCGAGGGAGCCCGGCUCAGCAUGCGGAGCAGGAGGAACGGCACACUGGGCAGCACGCGGACACUGUACUCCAGCGUGUCCAGGAGCACGGAUGUGUCCUACAGCGACAGUGACUUGGUGAAUUUUAUCCAAGCAAAUUUUAAGAAGCGAGAAUGCGUCUUCUUUACCAAAGAUUCCAAGGCCACGGAAAACCUGUGCAAGUGUGGCUACGCCCGGAGCCAGCACAUCGAAGGCACCCAGGUCAAUGACAGUGACAAGUGGAACUACAAGAAGCACACCAAGGAGCUGCCCACGGAUGCCUUCGGGGACAUUCAGUUCGAGACGCUGGGGAAGAAAGGAAAGUACAUCCGUCUGUCCUGCGAUACGGACGCGGAAAUCCUCUACGAGCUGCUGACCCAGCACUGGCACCUAAAAACACCCAACCUGGUCAUUUCCGUGACCGGGGGCGCCAAAAAUUUUGCCCUGAAGCCGCGAAUGCGCAAGAUCUUCAGCAGGCUGAUCUACAUUGCGCAGUCCAAAGGUGCCUGGAUUCUCACGGGAGGCACCCAUUACGGCCUGAUGAAGUACAUCGGGGAGGUGGUGAGAGACAACACCAUCAGCAGGAACUCUGAGGAGAACAUUGUGGCCAUCGGCAUCGCGGCUUGGGGCAUGGUCUCCAACCGGGACACCCUCGUCAGGACUUGUGAGGCUGAGGAACAUUUUUCGGCUCAGUACAUUAUGGAUGACUUCACUAGAGACCCUCUGUACAUCCUGGACAACAAUCACACCCAUCUGCUGCUUGUGGAUAAUGGAUGUCACGGACACCCCACCAUCGAAGCCAAGCUCCGGAACCAGCUGGAGAAGUACAUCUCUGAGCGCACAAGUCCAGAUUCCAACUAUGGUGGCAAAAUCCCCAUUGUGUGUUUUGCUCAAGGCGGUGGAAGAGAAACUUUGAAAGCCAUCAACACCGCCGUCAAAAGUAAGAUUCCUUGUGUGGUGGUGGAAGGCUCGGGGCAGAUUGCUGAUGUGAUCGCCAGCCUGGUGGAGCUUGAGGAUGCCUUGACUUCUUCUAUGGUCAAGGAGAAGCUGGUACGCUUUCUACCCCGCACUGUGUCCCGGCUGCCUGAGGAAGAGACCGAAAGCUGGAUCAAAUGGCUCAAAGAAAUUCUCGAAUGUUCUCACCUGCUAACAGUGAUUAAGAUGGAAGAAGCUGGGGAUGAAAUUGUGAGCAACGCUAUUUCCUACGCCCUAUACAAAGCCUUCAGCACUAAUGAGCAAGACAAGGACAACUGGAACGGCCAGCUGAAGCUGCUGCUGGAGUGGAACCAGCUGGACCUCGCCAGCGACGAGAUCUUUACCAACGACCGGCGCUGGGAGUCUUCGGACCUUCAAGAAGUCAUGUUUACGGCUCUCAUAAAGGACAGGCCCAAGUUUGUCCGCCUCUUUCUGGAGAACGGCUUGAACCUGCAGAAGUUUCUCACGGAUGACGUCCUCUCCGAACUCUUCUCCAACCACUUCAGCACCCUCGUGUACCGGAACUUGCAGAUCGCCAAGAACUCCUAUAAUGACGCCCUUCUCACGUUCGUCUGGAAGCUGGUUGCAAACUUCCGAAGAAGCUUCUGGAAGGAAGAGAGAAGUAGCAGGGAUGACCUGGAUGUGGAAAUUCAUGACCCGUCUUCCAUUACCCGGCACCCCCUGCAGGCGCUCUUCAUCUGGGCCAUUCUUCAGAACAAGAGGGAACUCUCCAAAGUCAUCUGGGAACAGACCCGGGGCUGUACACUGGCAGCCUUGGGGGCCAGCAAGCUCCUGAAGACUCUGGCCAAGGUGAAGAACGAUAUCAACGCUGCAGGCGAGUCCGACGAGCUGGCCAACGAGUACGAGACUCGCGCUGUGGAGCUGUUCACAGAGUGCUACAGCAGCGACGAAGACUUGGCGGAACAGCUGCUGGUCUACUCCUGUGAAGCCUGGGGCGGGAGCAACUGCUUAGAGCUAGCUGUGGAGGCCACAGACCAGCACUUCAUCGCCCAGCCUGGAGUGCAGAAUUUUCUUUCCAAGCAAUGGUAUGGAGAGAUUUCCAGGGACACCAAGAACUGGAAGAUUAUCCUGUGUCUGUUUAUCAUCCCCCUGGUGGGCUGUGGCUUUGUGUCAUUUAGGAAGAAGCCUGUCGACAAGCACAAGAAGCUGCUGUGGAACUACGUGGCCUUCUUCACCUCCCCCUUCGUGGUCUUCUCCUGGAACGUGGUCUUCUACAUCGCCUUCCUCCUGCUGUUCGCCUACGUGCUGCUCAUGGACUUCCACUCGGUCCCGCACACCCCCGAGCUGGUCCUCUACGCGCUGGUCUUUGUCCUGUUCUGUGAUGAAGUAAGACAGUGGUAUAUGAACGGGGUGAAUUACUUCACCGACCUGUGGAACGUUAUGGACACGCUGGGUCUCUUUUACUUCAUAGCGGGAAUUGUAUUCCGGCUCCACUCUGCUAACAAAAGCUCUUUGUACUGUGGACGGGUCAUUUUCUGCCUGGAUUACAUCAUAUUCACUCUGAGGCUGAUCCACAUUUUCACUGUGAGCAGAAAUUUAGGACCCAAGAUUAUAAUGCUGCAGAGGAUGCUCAUCGACGUGUUCUUCUUCCUGUUCCUCUUUGCUGUGUGGAUGGUGGCCUUUGGGGUGGCCAGGCAGGGGAUCCUGAGACAGAACGAGCAGCGAUGGAGGUGGAUCUUCCGCUCGGUCAUCUACGAGCCCUACCUGGCCAUGUUUGGCCAGGUGCCCAGUGACGUGGACGGUACCACCUAUGACUUUGCACGCUGCACCUUCACGGGCAACGAGUCAAAGCCCCUGUGCGUGGAGCUGGACGAACACAACCUGCCGCGCUUCCCCGAGUGGGUGACCAUCCCGCUGGUGUGCAUCUACAUGCUGUCCACCAACAUCCUCCUGGUCAACCUGCUGGUGGCCAUGUUUGGCUACACGGUGGGCACUGUCCAGGAGAACAAUGACCAGGUCUGGAAGUUCCAGAGGUACUUCCUGGUGCAGGAGUACUGCAGCCGCCUCAACAUCCCCUUCCCCUUUGUGGUCUUCGCCUACUUCUACAUGGUGGUGAAGAAGUUCUUCAAGUGCUGCUGCAAGGAGAAGAAGACAGAAUCCUCUGCCUGCUGUUUCAAAAAUGAGGACAACGAGACCUUGGCAUGGGAGGGCGUCAUGAAGGAGAAUUACCUCGUCAAGAUCAACACGAAGGCCAGCGACAACUCAGAAGAAAUGAGGCAUCGGUUUAGACAACUGGAUACAAAGCUUAAUGAUCUCAAGUGUCUCCUGAAGGAGAUUGCUGCUAAAAUCAAAUAAAGUGACAUGAACUGUCAUGAAAAAAAAUCUAGUUAUAGCAAGGUGAUGUCCGCCAUCUGAAUCAAAAAAUUUAAGCGAUGCUGAAGAACAAUUUUGCUAUUGACUACUGAGGGGAAGUUUUCAAGUCCCCGGGUGCACUGUGGAUGGUUUUUAGUUCCCCUGAGCAUGCCCACCUCUGAGAACGAAGUGUGUGACUGAUUUCACACUCACAAAGAUUGGAAAGCAAGAGCAGUCCUGCUGCGUGCUUCCUCGGGGGCCCUUGUGACCACCUGUGUCUGGUGUCCUGUCCUGGUGCUUAAGUGGUGAAGUCUUUCUCUCAUCCUUCUUCCCCCUUAAUCAUCUUACUUUGACAUAUGCAUCAAACAGAAGAACAUCUUUUUUUUUUUUUUUUAACAAAAAAAGAGCCGAGUCUUGCUUUUACACUUAUGUUAGUUUCUCAUUCCCAGUUGACUCUCUAUUUUUUUGCCUUUGUAUGAUGUGACUGUAAUACAUUGAUAGAUGUGAAAAGACUUCCAAAUCAGGCCAGAUUCUAAGACAUGCCAGGGUGCAGGGAACCUGAGCUUUUGAAGAAACCCUCUCCCUUCUGCUCUUGCUUAUUACCUAUAGAAGGAGGGGCUUGGGUAGUGACUUCCCCUGUGAAGCCCCCAGCAGGGCUAUUGGAGGGAUCACUCCCCUGCACCAAGGUGAAAGUCACCCAAGACAGAGCCCCAAGAGUCACCCUGAUGGUUCAGGUGCUUUUCUUUCUCAUUAUUUUUUCCUAUUAAAAAGAAUGCAUAGCUAUGAUAGACAACCAGGCAUCCCAGCGAUUUAGAAAGAAAUCGCUCUCCCUCCCUAACAUGCUCACCUCACACAUCUCUGGGUAUUUUGCAACUCUAGAUUUUCUAGUUUUAUUUCCCUUAAAAUUUUUUACAUAGUGUCAUAGUCCUGCACACACAAUUUUUUGGUAAGCCUUUUCACUAAAUAUUUUAUCAAAGAUAUUUUGUUUUUAUACAUGGUAUUCCUAAACAUUCUACUAACAGUUUCACAUGUUCAGCUUCUAGUAAUAAAUGUUCUCACUGGAAGGCUGAUUCCAGUUGGCCCUUGAGGUGAACAGCUUUGUGCAUGACCUUUUUUUGCAUUUGGGUAAACUUCCCAAGGCUGGAUUCUAAGGACUAUCUAUUAAUCGUUGAACCAUUUACAGGGCUUUUUCAUAAAUGUAUAGAAAGUAGGAAUUGUUAAAUUGAGUAUAAAAUAUAAGAUACACUAAGCUACAACUAUUAGAAUAAAAUAUUGCAUCUAAUCUUCAGCUUAGGAAGAAGCCAAUAUGCUUAUUUCAAUAUUCUGUCAAUCUAGAAUUGGACAGAUGUCUUACUGAGCAUUCCAUCCCAGCCUCUGCAAGUGGUGUUAUCUGAGCUCGGGAGAGAAGUGCUUAGUGUGCCUAUGGCACUUUAAACUAGUUUUCCAGCUUUGAGUAGACUCGAAGUCCAGUAGAUAAAAUAAGGGUCUUAGAAGGAAGCUAUUAAAUGAAUGUCCAAUCAGAAAAACUACAAAAACACUCACCCAGAAUUCUGUUUUCAUUUUUUUCUGGGCAGAUCCUUCAUGACAUUUGCAGGGAGUGAACACAAAUAAAAGAUUUCUUUUUACUUAACUCCGAUAAUGGCUUAAAAGGGACUCUUACUCAAUAGGGCUGUCAGUUCAUAGUUUCAGCUGCUGACCGAUGGGACAGAAUUUACAUGACAAACAAAUGGUCCAUGAAUGGAAAGCUCAAGAUUUUCCAUUUGUGGGAGAAAUGGUCACUUCUGCCUCACCAUGGCAACUAAAAUACCUGCGGUUUCUGAAACCACCAGGAAGGAGAUCAUGUCUGCUUCACAUCGGGAAAAAUAUAUAUGGCAGGAAAAAAAUACUGGCCCAUCUUGAUGGACCAUAUAUUGUGCUGGUCCAUCAAGUUGUACAGAAAGAGAAACAAUCUCAACCUGUCACUCUUGAUUCCAGUGGGAGAUAUGAGUGAAAUCAAUAAAUUAUAUUUAAAACUGUCCCUAGAAGACAAUAAUCAGGUCAUCUGUUUCCUAAUCUCCCUUUUGUGAAUUUGUGUAUUCCUGUUUCCACUAAUGGUAUCUCUGUUGGCUUAAUAAACUGACAUGUACCCUGAGAUCAGCAGCAUAAGAGAUUCUCGCGUGGAUCCAAGAGUUUGGACAUUUCCUCAGAAUUCACUUGUAUAAGGCAGGGAGCUUGUAACGCCCACCUCUUCCGGGCAUUUCUACAACUAGGACUUGUGACUGCCAGCGUAGCUCACGGAAAUAGCGCAUGCACUGACUGUUCCUCUCGUCAAAGGUGCUACAUUGUUGGUGUGUAUCCAGUGUGGCCUGUGUACCUGUGCGCUACCACUGAGCAUUGGGAGGGUUGGUUUAAAUGUGUGAGUUAAUGAAUUAAAAAAUAGAGGAACUGU
Molecule: messenger RNA, 5843 nt
Organism: Cavia porcellus (domestic guinea pig)
Lineage: Eukaryota; Metazoa; Chordata; Mammalia; Rodentia; Caviidae
Gene: Trpm8
Product: transient receptor potential cation channel subfamily M member 8
Exons: 26
Coding region: 95-3418 (1107 amino acids)
Biological process (GO): calcium ion transmembrane transport
Cellular component (GO): plasma membrane
Molecular function (GO): ligand-gated calcium channel activity
Source: RefSeq, a predicted model, not a curated record